CUUCAUGGGACGGCGCUUGAAGGGACUUACUUCAUAUUCCUGCAUACACAUCAAGUUUUUUCGGCAUAUAUUUUACAAAAUGUCGACCGUCUUACCUCCCCCGAGUAAGCGCGCAAGAACGGACGCCGCAGAGAGAGCGGGACAGCAACAAGCCAUCGAAGAGAUUCCAGCCGAUGCGGGGAGCUUGCGGAUACAGUUUUUCGACGAGACAACAGGCCUCCCAAUCGGCACACCGGUCUUGGUUUCAGUUGCGGAUGCAAACCCAAAGAACUUAGAGAAUCUUGUCAAUGCUCUGCAAGGCCAUGAUGAAUCCGACCAUAUUCCUUAUCGCUUCACCCUCCCCGUCCCAGAAAGGAAAUCCUCCACAAACCUCGUCACAACUGCCUUCCCUACCAACGUCUACAAAACCCUCCUGCUGCCGGGAUUAAUAAGUACCGAAGAGGUACAGAACAUCUCUGCUGCACCACAAGCAGUUUUCAAAGUCAAGCCAGUCUCGCGAUGCGCAUCCACGAUCCCAGGACAUGGCGAAGCCAUUUUAGCCACGCAAUUCUCACCGAGGAGUUCGUCCAGGAUGGUUAGCGGUAGUGGUGAUAAUACUGCAAGGAUAAUGGACUGCGAUACUGGUACUCCCAUCCACACGCUGAAGGGACAUACGAGCUGGGUGUUGGCCGUUAGCUGGUCGCCGGACGACUCUAGGAUAGCAACUGGUAGUAUGGAUAACACAGUGCGUUUAUGGGACCCGAAAACUGGUGGCGAAAUGGGCAAGCCGAUGAAGGGUCACUCAAAGUGGGUUACGAGUUUGAGCUGGGAGCCAUACCAUAUGCAGAAGCCAGGAGAGCCGAGACUCGCCUCGUCGUCGAAGGAUUGCACGGUUAGAGUGUGGUCGACAAACCAGGGGAAGAUCGAUAUGGUAUUCAGCGGGCACAAGGGAUCCGUGUCGUGCGUGAAGUGGGGAGGAACUGGGUUCAUCUACUCGGCGUCCCACGACAAGACCAUCAAGGUGUGGAACGUCAGUGACGGCACUUUGGCUCACACUUUGAGCUCCCACGCGCAUUGGGUCAACCAUCUCGCGUUGUCCACAGACUUCGUCCUCCGCACCGCCUACCAUGACCACACUGGCAAGAUCCCUGAGACACAGGAAGGCAAGGUGGCCGCAGCGAAAGAGCGGUUCCUCAAGGCAGCCACUAUCCAGGGAGAGGUCGUUGAACGCCUCGUCUCCGCCUCGGAUGACUUCACCAUGUUCCUCUGGGAACCUUCUAAGGGGACGAAACAUAUUGCUAGGCUCAUGGGACAUCAGAAACAAGUGAAUCAUGUGACCUUCUCACCGGAUGGGUUGCUCAUCGCUUCGAGCGCUUUCGACAACUCCACGAAGCUCUGGAACGCACGUGACGGAAAGUUCAUCAACACACUUAGGGGCCAUGUUGGACCAGUGUAUCAAUGCGCCUUUAGCCCGGACUCGAGAUUGCUGGUAACCGGCAGCAAAGACACGACGCUGAAGUGCUGGGACAUGAGGACGCACAAGCUCGCAGUUGAUUUGCCUGGCCAUCAAGACGAAGUGUACUCGGUCGACUGGAGCCCAGAUGGGAAAAUGGUCUGUAGUGGAGGAAAGGACAAGGCCAUCAGGACCUGGAGGCACUGAGAAUAGUAAUGAACAGGGCGUUACGCAAUUGAAUCCGCCCGACAGAUGAAAUCCCAUGACAUGCCCGUCGAUGGAAUGGAAGGCCCUAUGACCUGGCUGUUCUCAAGCCAUCCUAAAAACAGAAAGUGCUGCAGAUUGUGCACCUAAUCUAACCGCGUGCCACACCCUCCUGUUUGGUAACAAGGGGACUUCAGUCUUUUCAGUCGGCUGCUCUCUUGGAGCCUGGAAAAUGAGUUGAAGCACAACACAUACAGCCUUGGCUUCUGUGACAGGCCUGGUCCCACCGUCAACCUACCUAUAGAAUCACCGACCUAUAGAUAUAUAUGAGCGAAAAUGGCGCAUGCACCCUCUUUUCAGUCCAAUUACUGUACGCAAACGUUUCAUCGACCUCAAAUGCUACUGUGU
This is a messenger RNA of Pseudogymnoascus verrucosus, 2044 nucleotides long. RefSeq lists its product as uncharacterized. Gene Ontology annotation, molecular function: protein binding. Bases 5 to 1639 code for a protein of 544 amino acids. Gene Ontology annotation, biological process: ribosomal large subunit assembly. Gene Ontology annotation, cellular component: nucleolus. The transcript has 3 exons. The record is from RefSeq and is a predicted model, not a curated record. Lineage: Eukaryota; Fungi; Ascomycota; Leotiomycetes; Thelebolales; Thelebolaceae.